CUUGCGGGCAGUCAGUUUUCGAUACGAGCGCGACAAAAGCGGUAGAAAUCGUGGCGGUGCUCGGCUUUGUUGCGGUGUUUUUAUCACAAUUGAUUGGCGUUAAAGUCUAACUCACAAAAAAAAAAAAAAAAACAAUAAUAACAAUAAUAACAAAUAUACACCUUAAGAUGGCUUCUUACAUAAGCACCGGAAACAAGGUGAUAUUUACACUCGUAGCAAUCGCUGCUAUUGUGUCAUCGGCGUCAGCGAAGACAGGACCAACUCAUGGCAAAUUGGUGGUGUGUUACAUUUCGACGUGGGCUGUUUACCGGCCAGGUAAUGGCGCAUAUGCGAUCGACAAUUUCGAUCCAAACCUAUGCACACACGUAAUUUAUGCUUUCGCCGGCCUUGAUAUCACACAAUCGGCCAUUAAGUCAUUGGAUCCAUGGCAAGACUUAAAGGAAGAUUACGGUAAGGGUGGUUUUGAACACUUGACGGGUUUCAAAAUCACACACCCACAUUUGAAGGUCAGCUUGGCUAUUGGUGGCUGGAAUGAGGGUUCGAAGAAUUACUCAUUGCUGGUGGCCGAUCCGGAACAACGUCGUCGCUUCGUGAAACAAGUCAGCACGUUCAUACGUAAAUAUAAUUUUGAUGGUCUCGAUCUAGAUUGGGAAUACCCAACACAGCGUGGUGGCCGUCCACAAGAUCGCGAAAAUUUUGUACAAUUUACAAAGGAGUUGAGAGACGAGUUUGACAAUUAUGGUUUAUUGUUAACAUCAGCAAUCGGCGCGGCCAAGAAUGUUAUUGAUCAAGCGUAUGAUGUGCGCCAAAUUUCACGAUAUCUCGAUUACUUGCAUAUUAUGUGCUAUGAUUAUCAUGGCAGCUGGGACAAGCAAAUAGGCUAUAAUGCACCACUCAGAGCGCCCGAAGGUGAUGUACUCAGUGUGGAGUUUACAAUUGAUUAUCUGCUGAAAUUGGGUGCGCCCCCUAAUAAAAUAGUGGUAGGCUUACCCUUUUAUGGUCGUACCUUUAGGACACCAGAAAACGGCAAUGCAGGCGAUGUUACGGACGCCACCCCUUUCCAAGGUCCCUUUACUCGUGAGGAUGGUUUCCUCGGUUAUAAUGAAAUCUGCAACAUUCUAAGCAACAAAACAGCAGGCUGGACCACAACGUGGGAUGCGAAAACUUCCCAAAUGCUCGCGCGCUCCGAACGUGAUGUCUUCAGCGGUUUAAUUCAAGUUGUUACAUUCGAUAGCGCACGUUCAAUUGCAAAUAAGGUCAAGUUUGCUGUCGAGAAGAAACUUGCUGGUACAAUGAUAUGGUCCAUAGAUACCGAUGACUUCCGUGGCAACUGUUCACCAGAGGAAGACAUCUACGCGGAUUAUAAGUAUUUGCAAAGCAAUGGACAUCCAAUUAUGCCGAAACGUAUUAAUUCCAACUACCCGUUAUUGCGUACCAUCAAUGAAGCUACUACACUGGCAUUGGAUGAGGUCGAGAAAACUAUUGAAGAUAAUGAGAUUCCACAUGGCAGCAUAGAAGAUCGAAAGAACAGCAACGCAUCUGAAAAUGUUUUGCUGCAGCGUAGUCUUCUUGCUCUCACUGUAUUUAUUAUUUUCACAUAUCAGUUAGUGUUUUAGAGUUUUGAUUGAAAAGAUUUUCUAUUGUACUUA
Zeugodacus cucurbitae (melon fly) is the source of this 1649-nucleotide messenger RNA. It is a transcript of the gene Cht2, whose product is annotated as probable chitinase 2. Lineage: Eukaryota; Metazoa; Arthropoda; Insecta; Diptera; Tephritidae. The transcript has 5 exons. The record is from RefSeq and is a predicted model, not a curated record. Gene Ontology annotation, molecular function: chitin binding; chitinase activity. The coding region runs from base 168 to 1616 and encodes 482 amino acids. Gene Ontology annotation, biological process: chitin catabolic process; carbohydrate metabolic process. Gene Ontology annotation, cellular component: extracellular region.